GAGACAACAUGGCGCCGCGCAGCCGGUAUUAAUCGUUUUUGGAGAUUCAAUACAAACCCAAAGGGAACGACUGCGCCGGAAAUCAGCUGCUCAAAACAAAAUGUGGGGCUGGACCCUGAGAGAGAUUACUCGAGCUUUUCAAGAAGGUCGAAUCAGUCCAACUGAGCUGUGCCAAAGAUGUCUGUCUUUAAUCAGGAAGACAGCCUUCCUGAAUGCCUACAUUACCGUCACUGAGGAACUUGCCAUGCAGCAGGCAACAGCAGCAGAGCAACGGCUGCAAAGAGGCAAAUCCUUUGGUCCCUUAGAUGGGGUUCCAAUAGCUGUUAAGGAUAACUUCAGCACAGCUGGUGUUGAGACGACAUGUGCAUCAAACAUGUUAAAAGGCUACAUUCCCCCUUUUAAUGCCACGGUUGUCCAGAGGUUACUGGAUCAAGGUGCUGUUCUUGUGGGAAAGACCAAUCUUGACGAAUUUGCAAUGGGGAGCGGGAGUAUUGAUGGCAUUUUUGGACCAGUGAGAAAUCCUUGGGGAUAUUCCGAACAGUACAGAGAACGAUUUGCUCGUGACCAGAAACUGGAAGAUUCCAAUUGGGUUAUUGCAGGCGGUAGUUCUGGAGGUAGUGCAGUAGCAGUGGCUUCACAGACCUGUUUUGCUUCUCUAGGUUCAGACACGGGUGGUUCCACACGCAAUCCUGCAGCCCACUGUGGUAUUGUGGGAUUCAAGAGUUCCUAUGGUUUGCUAUCUCGUCAUGGUCUCAUACCGUUAGUCAACUCUAUGGAUGUUCCUGGUAUUAUGACCAGGUGUGUAGAUGAUAUAAGCACGGUACUAGGUACACUUGCGGGGCAUGAUCCAAAGGACUCUACCACAAUACAGGACCCCUUUGAACCCUUUGAAUUACCUGAUGAGAUUGAUGUAAGAAAUCUGAGUGUGGGGAUCCCAAAGGAAUAUCAUGCCCCAGGAUUGUCCAGUGAAGUCCUGAAAACCUGGAUAAAGGCUGCAGACCUAUUUGAAAAUGCAGGUGCCAGAGUUGUUGAAGUCUCCCUACCUCAUACCCAAUACUCAAUUGUCUGCUACCAUGUCCUGUGCACAACAGAAGUAGCGUCAAACAUGGCACGCUUUGAUGGACUAGAAUAUGGGCACCGCAGUGAAAUCGAAAGUUCCACAGAAGCCUUGUAUGCAGCAACCAGGCAUGAAGGAUUCAAUGAUGCAGUCAGAGGAAGAAUCCUGGCCGGAAAUUACUUCCUUUUAAAACAGAAUUAUGAUCACUUCUUUGUAAAAGCCCAGAAAGUGAGACGUCUCAUUGCCAAUGACUUUCUGAAGGUAUUUGGAUCUGGUAUUGAUGUGCUGCUUACACCCACAACCCUAAGUGAUGCCUUCACGUAUCAUGAGUUCAUCAAAGAAGAUAACAGGACAAGGAGUGCCCAAGAGGAUAUUUUUACACAAUCUGUAAACCUAGCAGGUUUGCCUGCUGUGACAGUCCCGACUGCUCUAUCAGAAAGAGGAUUGCCACUGAGCAUUCAGUUUAUUGGACGAGCUUUUUGUGAUAAGCAGCUCCUAACAGUUGCCAAAUGGUUUGAGCAGCAAAUGAAUUUUCCACAUAUUAACAUCCAGGGACUAUUAAAUCAUUACAAUGAGCUUCACAAACCCCACAAUUCAGUUGGAGCUAUCUGAAAUUACAAGUUUGUAAGGUGUAAAAGUUUGAAAUGACCUUUUUUUCUAUAAAAAUUAAAUUCAGCUGUCAGAAAUACA
Molecule: messenger RNA, 1747 nt
Organism: Hemiscyllium ocellatum (epaulette shark)
Lineage: Eukaryota; Metazoa; Chordata; Chondrichthyes; Orectolobiformes; Hemiscylliidae
Gene: qrsl1
Product: glutaminyl-tRNA amidotransferase subunit QRSL1
Exons: 11
Coding region: 101-1669 (522 amino acids)
Biological process (GO): glutaminyl-tRNAGln biosynthesis via transamidation; mitochondrial translation
Cellular component (GO): glutamyl-tRNA(Gln) amidotransferase complex; mitochondrion
Molecular function (GO): glutaminyl-tRNA synthase (glutamine-hydrolyzing) activity
Source: RefSeq, a predicted model, not a curated record